This is a messenger RNA of Clupea harengus (Atlantic herring), 2631 nucleotides long. Its product is annotated as sex comb on midleg-like protein 4. The record is from RefSeq and is a predicted model, not a curated record. Lineage: Eukaryota; Metazoa; Chordata; Actinopteri; Clupeiformes; Clupeidae. Gene Ontology annotation, cellular component: nucleus. Gene Ontology annotation, molecular function: chromatin binding; histone binding. Gene Ontology annotation, biological process: negative regulation of DNA-templated transcription.
UUGUUUACAAGAGUCUACAUGCAGCUGCCAUGCUCAAAGCUGUGAUGGUAUUUCUUGUGUGUCGCCACGGUGAUGCAAACCCCCCCUCUCGUCCUGCUGCCGCUGCUACAGCUGAAUGCAUUAGUCUAAUGAGCCGUCUGCAGCCCGAGCUCCUGGAAGCAACAGCACUGAGCCCUCGCGAGCCUGGGGAACUUAGCCACGCACAGACAGAGGUAGAGAGAAGAGAAGGUGGAGGAGGAGGAGGAGGAGCAGGAGGAGAAAGAGUGGCAGAACGGAGAGAGAACAGGGAAAGAGAGAGAGAGAGGCAGAACUAAAGACAGGAAGAAAAAUGUCUCUUACGGCAGCCCUCUGAAGGAAUCUGUCUUUGUGCUACAUCAGGCUCCACAGAGAAAAGCUUAGCAAGCCCAAGAGGAGAGAGGAGAUCCAGAGACCCGGGGAAUAAGGAUCAGCAGGAGUGUGUGUGAGUGAGUGCUGGCGCUGAUGAGCAGUCCUGCAGCCUCAGCACAGACAGCAGACAGCGGCAGCGAGAUGCAGUCGCCCCCGGCAACAUCCUCCUUCCUGCCGGCUCCGACAGGGAAGAUUCCGGGCCGGAAGAGGGGCAGACCCCCACUGCACCGCAACCUCACUAAGAUGGAUUUUCCCAACCACUACCCAGAUGUGCUCCCUCCUCUGAAAGUGCCCAAGAAAAGGGGAAGAAAACCAGGAUUCAAGUUGAAGCCCAGGAUGCUGAUGACUCCUCUGGCCAUCUCCCCGCCCAGCAGCACACCUGAGCCUGACAUGAGCUCCAUCCCCCAGGACGCUGCCACCGUCCCUCACUCCUCCACCGACCAGGAGCUCACAGUGUGCAUCUACAUAAACAAGCAGGCUCACGUGGGGCCUAACUUGGACCGGAAGAAGGUCCAGCAGCUGCCGGACCACUUUGGGCCGGACCGGCCGUCUGUGGUGCUUCAGCAGGCUGUGCAGGGCUGCAUUGACUGUGCCUUUCAGCAGAAGGCCGUCUUCACUCUGCUUACCCAGGGCUACGGAGGAGAGAAGAUCUCAGCCACCUUCGAUGGGAAGCAGCACCUGCUGAGCCUGCCGGUGGUGAACAGCGUGGGCUACGUGCUGCGCUUUCUUAAGAAGCUCUGCCGCAGCCUGCACUGUGAAAACCUCUUCAGCGACCAGCCCAUCACUCAGCACAAUGGGCCCUCUUACCAAACUGACACAAUGCCACUGUCUGGUGAGGCCCCCAUGCAGGACGACUACUUGUCUGAAGCCUCCGAGCUUCAGCGCUAUUCUGUUGACCCCAGCGACUCGGCCUUCAGCUGCAUGAACUCCCCCUAUCCGCCCAAGCACGUGUUCGGCAGCUUCCGCUCCUGCCAGCCACACCACGCACCCCCUGGCAGUGCCCACUGCGGGCACAGCACCAGCACCAGCAGCUUCCUGGAGGGGAACAGAGCAGACUCCCAGGAUCCUCCGAAGCGCCACCUCAGUAAGGACCCCUCCACCUGGAGUGUGGACGAUGUCAUCUGGUUCGUCAAGGAGGCUGAUGCCCAAGCUCUGGGACCACACAUAGACGUGUUCAGGAAGCAUGAGAUUGAUGGGAAUGCCUUGCUUCUACUGAAGAGUGACAUGAUCAUGAAGUACUUGGGCUUGAAGCUCGGGCCUGCCCUCAAGCUGUGCUACCACAUCGACAAACUGAAGCAGAGUCGCUUCUGAUCAGCUGACUGGGGACCCCCUUGGGGACUGCCCUUCUCACUCCCAACCAGGCCACAGGCAGCCCCAGUCCCUCUACACUCACGACAGUAGCCUGCCAGUUUCUCUCAUUAUGGUUAGUUUAAAAUUGUGGGCCACAAAGUAUAUCUAAACAACUUUGCAUAGGAGUAAUAAUCUGACACACCCAUGAACUAUGCAUAACAGGUCCUUAAUGAGCACAUACACCAGAUAUCAGUAAGAGGAGCCCACGGUGUAGCACUUCUCGAGUCAGCAUGCAGUUGUUGGCAGAAGCUUUGUGCGGUGUAAUUUUCAUAUGGUGACACUGACCAAGUGUCACCCUAAUUUUCUCUUUGUCAAGAUGGUGGUCUCACAAUAGCAUUGUAAUUCUGUGGACAUUCCUCAAUCUGUGUGCAAGGAGUGUGUAUGUGUGUGUGUGUGUGUGAGAGUAUUUUGUGUUAGCCUACUGUAUUAAGUGAGUGCAUUACUGGCAUUACUGGGGCUGGAUCAUUUCAGUAAUAGCUUGUUAUCACACUGGAUUGUUUUGAUCAGACCGAUGGGGUACUACUGCAACCAGCAUACAAUCAUCUCACUUAGACCUGAAGUGGACAUUCUCUCAGGUGCUAUGUGUGCAAUUCUCCAAACAUUUUCAGAGAAACAAUAUGCACAUAAAACACCUGAUCCGAAGAGGGGGAAAUGAUUAUAACAAAUGUGAUUUAAUGCCCUUUUUAUGUGCCUCUAGGGAAGCAACUUAUUUAAAUAAAUUACUAUGCAUGCCACAAUUAAAACAAAUUGACUACUUUGACCAGCAUAUAUGUACUGAUCGGCCACUGAUUUUGGACUUUUUUCAUCAUUCAAUUCAUCAUUCAAAUGUUCCACUGGAAUGAACCAAAAGGUUUGGUGAACUGACUCCAUUCAUUAAAAGAUAUAAUCUCUUAA